AUGGGUGGGUUGCGUGGUUGCGAAGGUUUGCGCGGAUGGUAUAAUGAUGGUACUGGUUGCGUGCGGAACGUCUGCGGCCGGUCUCGGUGGUUGAACAGACAUGGCUGCCGCCGUACCCCGCCUCCUUCGGCCCACGGUUUGUGGCGAUGUCACAAAAUCAUUUUAAUAGCUCGUGAGAACACAGGCUCAAUGUCUGCCUUCUGCGGGUGCUGUAUGCGAGAAGGCGACAUCCAAUAUGAUAACACGAGGGAGUCAAACGUGUCGACGUAA
Leptosia nina is the source of this 270-nucleotide messenger RNA. Lineage: Eukaryota; Metazoa; Arthropoda; Insecta; Lepidoptera; Pieridae. The record is from the annotation of a GenBank genome assembly.